UUAACACGAGGAGAGAGUAAUGCACACCUCUGUAUCCGCGUCUCACAGAUACACUCCAGACUAACCUCUACUUGCUCUUUGAGGCUUUUGUCUCUUUUCUGCUCUGAAUGGCGGCAGCAGUUGAACCAAAGUCACCAAGAGGAGCAGAACUGCCAGUCAGUUUGUCUAAUGGCUCCAAACAAGACCAGAGCAUGGUCCAGAUAGAAUCAAAACAGCACAAAGCUGAGGAAAUUAAUGGAGAAGAAGGCCAGGCCUCAGCUAAAGAGACAGAGACUGCUGACACUAAAGAGAAGGCAAAGCCUCAGAUCCCCGGAGGAGGAGUAGCUGCUCUAAGGAAGCCAGGGUGUUGUGUCGGUCCUAGUACAAUAACACUGUCAGCUGUUGCUAGCAUUCACACUAGUAAAAUAUCACUGGGAGGUGGAGGAGUAGGGACAGGACGGUACUAUACUACUCAAGGAAACAACGCCAUUGCAAUAGUUGAGAGAAUACUAAACAACUGGCAGUGGUCUAAAAUUGGUGACAAGCACACGACUAGUUUCACAUUAAAAUGGGCUGACCUCCGACAGCAAAUAGACUAUCGUUGUUUCAGAGAAGGCGAACAAAUGGUCAAUCAUUUUCCAAAUAUAUCAAUCCUCACAACUAAAAUUGGUCUGCUGGAGUCCAUUAGAUCAAGCAAACGAAAGCUGCUCUCUCUAAGACUUCCUGUUCACCAGAUAAUACCUGAGACAUAUCGCUUGGACAUUCAGUCGGAGAGGGAAGAGUUUUUCAAAAUUUAUGUUGAGGACGAGCUAUGGAUAUGUAAACCAACAGGUGCUAAUCAAGGAAAGGGAAUAUUUUUAGUGAAAAGUUUGCAACAAGUCAAAGACAAGCUAGCAUUUGAUGAAGCACACUGCCCCGUAACUAGGCACCCAACACAACGAAUCAUACAAAGGUAUAUACAUAAUCCUCUCCUAAUUGAAGGACGUAAGUUUGACAUCAGAGUCUACAUGCUACUCAUAGCCGGAGAGAAAUCAAUAUUUGCCUUUUAUCGUGAGGGAUACAUCCGUCUCUCCUGCCUACCUUAUGAUGACAAGAGUAUGGACAUGACCAUUCACUUAACUAACCAGUACAUACAAAAGAAACACCCUCUCUACACUGAUGUUAAAGAAGACACUGUUUGGGAUUUUGAGAAAUUUCAGAAUUAUUUAAGUAAAAAUGAGAAGCUGCCAGAAGACUAUAUAGCAACUACACUUACACGUCAGUUAAGACACUUGAUGUUUGGUUGCUAUCACAGUGUUUCUCAUAAACUGGAGAGAAGAGUUGGUUACUUCGAAUUGCUUGGUUUUGAUUUUAUGCUAGACUCAAACUAUCAUCUGUGGCUAAUUGAAGUUAACAUCAAUCCGGCGUUGCAUACAAACUGUGAGACUCUUAAACAGAUAAUACCCGAUGUGAUAGAGGAAACAUUAGGUAUGGCCGUUGAAGUUUGGAGUAAGAGCAGGAGGUCUCGGCCGGUAUUUCCAAUUGAUGCUCAGAAAAAAUUUUAUACAAUUUUCCCUCCUUGAUUUUUAUAAUUAAUAGCAAUACUAUGAUCAUUAUGUGUGAAAUUUUUUAGACUCCCCAAAAUUAUCAUUAUUUUAUUAUUAUUUAUUGCUGUAAUCAUUUCCCACAAUGCACUCUAUUUUUCAAAAAUAAACAGCAAAACUCUCUUAACUUCUAAAA
Amphimedon queenslandica is the source of this 1698-nucleotide messenger RNA. RefSeq names its product protein polyglycylase TTLL10-like. Gene Ontology annotation, biological process: protein polyglycylation. The record is from RefSeq and is a predicted model, not a curated record. The coding region runs from base 108 to 1541 and encodes 477 amino acids. Gene Ontology annotation, molecular function: protein-glycine ligase activity, elongating. NCBI's taxonomy places the organism in Eukaryota, Metazoa, Porifera, Demospongiae, Haplosclerida, Niphatidae. The transcript has 11 exons.